Messenger RNA from Misgurnus anguillicaudatus (oriental weatherfish), 1772 nucleotides. RefSeq names its product annexin A3-like. Gene Ontology annotation, molecular function: calcium ion binding; calcium-dependent phospholipid binding; phosphatidylserine binding. Gene Ontology annotation, cellular component: vesicle membrane; plasma membrane; nucleus. The record is from RefSeq and is a predicted model, not a curated record. Lineage: Eukaryota; Metazoa; Chordata; Actinopteri; Cypriniformes; Cobitidae.
AGAUUACAUAUAACACACGCCCCAAUUGUGCUCAGGUGAGUUGCAGGUGAUCCUGGAAACAGGCCACAUCGGAUAUUAAGCUGUAUAGCAAAGAAUUCUUCAAAAAUGGCACACGUGUGGGACGACCUCGAUGGUAUGUUAAGAGCUCCCUUGCCAGGGGUCGGGGACAGAGGCACCAUCAAACCCGUAGCUAACUUCAAUGUUAAUGAAGAUGUUGCCGCUCUGCAAAAAGCAAUUAAGGGUUUUGGAACAAAUGAGAAGACUCUGAUUGAUAUUCUGACCCACAGAAGUAGCAGUCAAAAACAGGCCAUUGCUAGAGCAUAUCAAGAAACUACAAAAAAGGUGCUUGUUAAUGACCUGAAGGGUGAUACCCAUGGUAAGUUUGAAGAUGUGAUUGUUAGGCUCGCAUACCAGCCUGCAGUCAAUGAUGCUAAGGAUAUAAUUAAGGCAACAAAAGGGGCUGGAACCGACAACAGCAUCCUGAUAGAAAUUUUAGCCUCAAGGACAAAUAAACAAAUCAGAGAUUUGUCUGCAGCUUAUGCUGAGGAAAUGAAGAAAACGUUGGUACAGAUGCUAAAUCAUGAAGUUUCAGGGAAAUUUGGCAAAGCCAUUAUUUUGCUUGCUGAGCCUGCCAGAGAUGAGAGCACCAGUGUGAAUGCAGGCCAGGCUAAAGAGGAUGCACAGGCACUCUAUAAUGCAGGAGAGAAGAGGUUGGGAACUGAUGAGUCCAAGUUUAUCGAGAUCCUCUGUAAAAGGAGCAUCCCUCAACUGAGACAAACAUUAGUGGAAUACAAAAACAUCAGUGGGAAGACUUUGCAAAAGAGCAUUGAGAAGGAAAUGUCUGGAAACCUGGAAGAGUUGCUGGUUACCAUUGUGAAAUGUGUUAUGAACACUCCAGCAUACUUUGCUGAAAAACUCCAUAAAAGCAUGAAGGGAAUAGGCACAGAUGAAGACACUCUGACCAGGAUAAUGGUCAGUCGUGCAGAAGUUGACAUGAUGGACAUCAAAGCUGAAUACAAAAAGCUCUAUCAGCGUCCACUCGGCAAGGCAAUAAGUUCGGAUGUGUCUGGAAACUAUGAAGACUGCUUAAUGAUGAUUUGUGGAGGAGACUAGUACAGGAAACUACCUGCUGCUUAUAUCCUAAACAGGUCUGUCAAAGAUCUGUGGUCUGUCACGAUGUAGUCAUGUUGCUUUAUUAUUUGUAUGCUGUUAACUCCUUAAUUACUUUUAAUAUUUUCUUUCAUAUAUUUUUAUAAUAGUAGUAGCUUUUUUGGGGAAAUGUUUACUUGAUGAUUAAAUGGGUGAUGGUAAAACCCAAGAAGGUACAGAAUAUGAAGGGUAAUUCAUAUUGAUUUGUGAGUAAUUUCUAAAUCAUAACCAACAUAAAUCUGUGUUGGUAAAUGGACCGGGAACGACUGGACAGUAAUAGAAAUGACUUUAACAGUUACUAAGCUACAUUAGAAAAAUUAUUUAGACUUUAGACUGUAUUUUGCAAAAUGCAAAAAUAUUUAAUACAAAAGAAAGUACAGUUUUGACAUAUUAUAUUUUGAGAGGAACUGUGUCCUUACAUUAUGUGUAGGCUACUGUAUCAACAGUGUUAUUGGGCUUUGUUUAAAAUAAUAUAGCCAAAUUAUUUAAACCACUUUUUCUUAUUGGUCUAAACGUCAUUUUGUUAUUCUUUCCAUGUCUGUUUCUGCCUCUGUCAUUGGCCAAUAUGUUUUCUUUUAACUGCACUGAUAAAAUGUCAUGAAUAAAAAAAGUAUUGUGUGAAA